Molecule: messenger RNA, 1674 nt
Organism: Fusarium tjaetaba
Lineage: Eukaryota; Fungi; Ascomycota; Sordariomycetes; Hypocreales; Nectriaceae
Exons: 1
Coding region: 1-1674 (557 amino acids)
Molecular function (GO): nucleic acid binding
Source: RefSeq, a predicted model, not a curated record
AUGUCUGCUGAGGCCACGUCUGCUUCUAGCGACUACAUAAGGCUUCACAUAAGCCCUCUCGAUCCCGAGCUUCUCAAGAUCGUUAUUCCAGCUUCUGCAGCCCCCAAGGCGCGCAACAUUUCAUACCACACGCUCGAGACGUUUCCCGAACGACGCUACGGCUUUGUCGAACUCCCAACAAUGGAGGCUGACAAGAUAAAAAAGAAGCUCAAUGGCGCUGUGUUGAAGGGCAACAAAAUACGGAUCGAAAAGGCCAGACCAGAACAGAGAGCUGAACCUACUGGUGAAGUUGAUCAGGAGGAAGAGGAGAAGUCCACGAAGAAAAAGAAGAAGUCAAAGGAAUCCAAGGAGGAAUCGAGAAAACGAAAGCGUGAUCACGAGGUCGUCGAGGGCGUCGCUCUGACAGACCGCAAAGUCAAGAGAGGAUGGACAGAACCCGCGGAUCAGAGAAGAAAGAAGAGCAAGCAGGACAAAAAAAAGGAAAAUGAUGGCAAACACACUGAGAAGAAAAAGCGCCUAAAAUCAAAGUAUACAGACGGAGAUGAGUGUCUGCUCAAGACCAAGGUUCCCCCUAAUCUCACCUCCACUCUCCCUGAGGACGAUCAACCCCGAAAGCGCAAGAAGAAGGGCAAGUCGCGCGAAGUUAUUGUUCAUGAAUUCGAGAAGACCACGAAAUUCCCGAGCUUCUUGAAGACCUUGGCCGAUGGGGAACAAGCCAACACAGCCACCGAAUUUAUUGAGGGUAAAGGCUGGGUCGAUGAGAAUGGCAAUGUAGUCGAGACGGUCAAGGAGAAGAAGAUUCCCGAACCUGUACCCAAGAAGAAGAAAGUCAAGAAGGCGACACCUCCUCCUGUCGAGGAGUCAGAUGAUGAUACCAGUAGCAGUGGUACCAGUAGCAGUGGUACCAGUAGCAGCGGCUCCUCUGAUGAGGAUAGUGAGGAUGAGAUGGAAGUUGAUGCUCAAGUCGAAGAGAAGAAAGAACAGACAGACACAACCAAGGAAGCUCUUCAGCCAGACGAUGAGUCCUCCGAGCCUGAAGCCGACUCUCCCGAACCACCCCAACAAGCCACACCCCUCUCAGCCAUCAAAGCCGACGAAACAAGACCCAUGUCCUCAAGUUCUUCCCGCAGUCUCACCAUCAAGAUACCCCCUCCUGGAACACCCUCUACCAAAGUCCACCCCCUUGAGGCCCUUUAUAAGCGUAGCAAACCCGACGAGGUCGCCACAGAGACUCUCGCCAAACAGGAAGCUGAGCCCUUCAGCUUCUUUGGAGGUGUUGACAACGACGAUAUCGAGGACGAGGAGGACCAGGACCCCGCAAACCUGACCAUCGCAACCCCCGCGCCCAUGACGCCCUUCUCUCGCCAGGAUUUCGAAUGGCGCAACGUUAGAAGUGCUGCGCCUACGCCCGACACCGCGCAUCCCUCACGAAUGCGCAACUUCUGGCCUGAGGAUGACGAAGACGGCGACGAAGACCUCGACAUGGCAGAGCAUGGCUUCGACGAGGAUGGAGACGAGAAAGAUGCUUCCGCUCCACAAAGCUCAAGCGACUUUCAGGCUUGGUUCUGGGAUAACAGACGCGAUCUCAACAGAUCAUGGAUGAAGCGUCGCAAGACUGCGGCCAAGGAGAAGCGACACAGAGAGAACAAAGCCAGGGCUAGCAAGGCGGCAUAG